Closterium sp. NIES-67 is the source of this 6004-nucleotide messenger RNA. NCBI's taxonomy places the organism in Eukaryota, Viridiplantae, Streptophyta, Zygnematophyceae, Desmidiales, Closteriaceae. The record is from the annotation of a GenBank genome assembly.
UUGACGUUCCUCCUAGUAGCAUCAUCAUCAGGCAUGGUUGUUCCUGGGUAGACCGUUACUGCGAGGAGUGCGUGCUUUGACAAUGGUCCUCGCUAUGGUGUAAUGGUUUGGUACGUCUGCCUACUCACUCGGCCUUCAUUCGUUCGGUUCGCAUCCCCUUACGUAGUUCAGUGAUACGCCACUGACGUCUCUGCUUCAUUCACUGGGGUAGGUAAAUUAGGGUUUGGAGAUUCCUAGCGAGGGAACGUCAUGGCCGCCACUAGUUAGCUAUCAGUCACUGGUACUCUUGCCCUCGUUGAGCUGCCAAUGCUGCAUUUGCCGUUAGCUUCCAGCAGAUAUUAUUUGGUCCUUGGAAGACUCAGAAUAGGUCUGCGAGUCUAGCUAAAAACAUUUCAUGGAGUAGCUGGUAAGAGUUUGAGCCGCGCACAACGCGGGAGAAAUGGACGGCGUGCGAGAGCGAGGAAGCAGCAGCCGUCGAUCCCAUCCGCGAUCCGCGUCGCUCCGGGAAGGCGUCUACGACGGCAGGCGGCAUGACGACGAGCGGGAGGAGCGGGAGGAAUGGGGGGAGCGGGGAGAGCGGGGGGAACGGGGGGAGCAUGGGGGGAGGGAGGACUGGGGCGAGCGGGGGGUGGUGCGCGACAAGGAGCAGGAGCGGGCGAGGCGGCGGGCGCGGGAGAUGGAGCGGGAGCGCGCCAAGGAGAGAGCGCUGGAGCGACGAAUCGACAGCCUGUCGUGCGGCACGAGCUCCUUUGCCGCCGCGUCGUUCGACAGCGGCUACGAAAAUCCCCAUGGGUACGAAGGAUCCCGCGGGUUCGAAGGUACCCAUGGGCACGGAGGUAGCCAUGGGCAUGAUUACAACCCUCCUGACGGUAACGAUCGCGAUGCCGGACCAGUCGCCGGCAGACUCGGACUGGACUACCGUCAGGAAGCAGACGACGGUGCUGACGUGGAGCCCGAGUAUCGCAUGUUCGCGAAAAGCGCGACCGUCGCGCCGCCUUCCAGACACGGCGCCACGGGAUUCGGCGAGUCGCCGGUGCAUUCGCUCGACGUGCCACGUCAGCGGAGCUUCAGGGAGCGGCGAUCUGGCCAUGGCUAUGAGAUGAGUCACGGGAGCGUGGGGUUCGGAGAGUCACCGGUGCACGGGGUGGAGUUUCCACGUCAGCAGAGCCUGAGGGAGCGGCGAGAGCGGAGGUAUUUACCUCACGCGUCGCGAGCAGCAGUCCCGCAAUCCGCUAGCAUUUCCCCGUAUAGGCUCCGCGUCGACCCGCGCGCGGGUACAGCGGAUGGACUCGUUACCAGCAGCCCCGAUUUAAGAGUAAACUACGCGCCUCCGCCGGCCGUUGAAGCGGCGCUGGAUCCGCGACGCCAGGCCAUAUCGACGUCCGCGCCUCGGAGCCGCGUGCCGGCCGCCGAAUCUCACUCGUCCAGGAGCGUGCGCGAGUUUCGACGGUCACGAUCGGCCGUUCCAAAAACCACGGAUACCUCGGAGUUACUAGGAGGCGACUUUACCGAGGAACAGCUCCGUUAUUAUCUGCUUCAUCAUUCGCACGAAGACCCGUCCUCGUCGCCCGCGCCCUCGCAGCUUAUCAGCAGCAGCAGCAGCGGCAGGGAGCCGUACACGCAAGACUACCCCCAAACUUACCCUCAAAACUUUCCCCAAAACUACCCCCAAAAUCCCGAAAAAACACCGGAGCACGUGUGGGGAGGGCCGGGGGAAGCAUGGGAUGGGGACAGGGAGCGGGAGCGGGAGGGGGAGAGAGAAAGAGACCGAGAAAGAGAUCGCGACCGCGACCGCGAGAGCGGCGGGAACACGAGCUCGAGCCACACUAGCGCAGCGAGCCACUCGAGCGCGGGGCGCAGCAGAUCCAGCGUUCCACGCUCCGGAAGCAGGAGCAGGUCGGGUUCCGCCAGGCGCGGGGUUCCGCGGGUGAGCAGCGGGGGGGGGAGGGUGCAGCGCUCCGCGUCCGUGGGGCUGUCGGACUCCGCGGAAGAGGAGGAGGAGGAGGAGGACGGGGAGGAGUUUCUAACGUCGGUUCCCCCCGCCGCUAUGGACGUUCUGCUGGGAAACACGGGGAAGAAAACCGCGGCUGGAGGGUGGAGAAAGUCCGUGUCUACCUCGUCAGCAGCACCAGCUGCAGCAGGGGGGCAGGGGAGAGCGGGGCUAGCACAGGCGCCAGGGCAGGGGUGGGGACAGGGGAUAGGGCAAGCGACAGGGCAGGGAGCAGGGCAGGGAGCAGGGCAGGGGUUAGGGCAGGGGCCGAUGGGGGGGAGGAGCUGGGAGAGGCGGGAGGAUGCGCAGGCGGAAGCGAUAUAUGGGGCGCAGGGGGAGGCGAUGUAUGGGGCGCAAGAAGGGGAGGAGGACGAGGAUGGGGUGCUUGAGGCAUAUGCCGUGGACGACCUCGAUGAGUUGGAUGAGAUGGCGGUUGAUGGUGCAUGGGGGGUGGAAAGCGGUUACAUGGGAGGUGGAGCUCAGCAGCACGUGCAUCCCAUGCAGCAGCAGCAGUAUGUGGGGAACCACCAGCCCCAGCAGCUUUACCAGCAGCAGUACCCUAACGAGUACCACCAGCAACAGCAGUACUACCAGCAGCAGCAGCAGCAGCAGCAGCAGCCGCUUCAGUUACGCCAGCAACACCAGCCGCAACAGUGCCAAGACCAGUCCUUUCAACAGCAACUGCAACAGCAACCUCAACCGCAACUGCCGCAGCAGCAGCAGCAGCAGUCCUUGAUGAGGACCCCCCCACCAGAGUUCAGCUCUCCACGGCACGCAGACGACAUGCGCCGCCGCGCCUCCUCCCUCUCCCCUGCUCGAGGGGCCAUCUCCGCCUCAGGAGAGCUCUCUCCCUUCCGUGCCACUGCUGCCUCCGCUGCUGCUGCCGGUUAUGGGGGUGGCGGUGGGGCGUGCGGCCAGCAUGGGCGCACUGGCAGCAGCAGCAGUAGCCUUGGGCACGCGUCUCCCAGCCUGGGGCAUGUAUCGCCUACCACCACUGGCCUUGUAUCUUCCAGCGUUGGGCGUGUGUCGCCGACCCGUGCCAGGCAGGGGCAUGCGUCCCCUGGGCGAGGGUAUGGCUCUGGGGGAUUGGGCGACUAUCCACCUGCGGGUUUGGCUGUCGGCGCUGCCGCUGCUGUCGGUGCUGCUGGUGCUGGCCCGUGUGUGGGGGAGGAUGAGAGUGAGAGGCAGGCAGCGCAGCAAUGGCAGCCAGGUGCGCAACCAGGUUCUCAGCCAGGUGUGCAGCCAGAAGAUGUUCUGGAGCGAGGGGAGGGCAACGCAGUGCACUCGCAAGGAAUGGGAGCGUCUCCCUUGGGCACCACAGCAGUGAGGAGUGCUCGGGGUAGCACGGGGAUGCCAGGGGAAGGGGAUGGGGGAGACAGUGGUGAGGGGGUGAAGCAGGACGGCCGAGAGAGACUGAGAGACGGCUCCCAGAGUGGGGAGGAUGAGCUGGUGACUGCUGCUGCUCUGGUCAGCGGAACAGCGGCCUCCGGUGACGGCAGGGAGACUGCUGACGGAUCGGAUGAAGCAGGAGGAGCAGGGGGGGCAGGCGGAAGGAAGUCAAGUGAGGGUUCCUCUGCUGCUGCUGGUGAUGAUGCUGAUUCAGGGGGUGCAGCAGCAGGGGGCGCAGCAGCAGGGGGCGCAGCAGCAGGGGGUGCGUCAGGAACCGGUGCAGGGGCGGCUGGUAGGGGCAGUGGGGGGGGCGGAGGAGGCGGGUUCGCAGGGAUAGCGCUGGCUCGGAACCUGAGUCUGCAGGUGAAGAAGGCAGAGCACCAGGUCUCCCUGGAUCGGAACCUGUCGCUGCGCAACAUCAAGAAGCAGGGCAAGGAGUUCGUGCCCAAGCUGACAACCCUGCUGAAGAAAUCAGCCACCACAGCGGGCGCGGGCAUAAGCUAUGCAGGGGCAGCAGGGCUGAGUGUGGCGGGGGCGGGGAUCAGCGUGGCUGGCGCGGGCUUCAGUGCGGCAGGGGCGGGCAUCAGCGCCACGGUGGGCAAGAGACCGCCCAAGCCGGGCAGAUCCGCCACUGAGAAGGAACGCUCCAUGCCCUCGCUGUCCAUGCCAAGGUCUCUCACUCUUUCCAGACACAAAGACGGGCCUGAACGGCCAGAUAAAACUUUUGGUGACCUGCCCGCACCCAAGCGCACACACUUCCAGUACUCUGAGCUCCAGCUGGCAACAGGGAACUUUGACGAGGCGAACGUGCUGGGCCAGGGGGGCUUUGGGAAGGUCUACUACGGCGUGCUGCCAGUGCAGCCAGCACAGGUGGUGGCGGUGAAGGUGCUGACGAGAGGGGGGUCGCAGGGGGAUGAGGAGUUCACGAUCGAGCUGGAGCUGCUGAGCCGCCUGGAGCACAAGCACCUGGUGAAGCUGUUUGGUUUCUGCAUGCGAUCCCAGCAGCGGCUGCUCGUGUACCAGUUCCUGCCCAACGGCUCACUCACAGACCACAUGCACGGCAAGAAGAGGGACGAGAACGGCCCCCUGUCGUGGGAGCGGCGGCUGAGAAUAGCCGUAGGGUCGGCACGCGGGCUGCAGUACCUGCACUCACAGCGGCCGCAGAUCCUCCAUCGCGACAUCAAGUCGUCCAACAUCCUGCUCACUGACAACUUUGCUGCCAAGGUGGCGGACUUUGGGUGCGCAAAGCUGAUCAAGCAGACCAUCAUGGUGGAGGACCCACAGACGGGCGAGAUGGUGGAGCGCCUGGGGGAGAGCGUGGACGUGGCCAUGGGCACCCACGGGCACAUGGCGCCUGAGAUCCUCAUGACGGGCGAGAUCAGCUCCGCCACUGACGUGUACAGCUUCGGAGUGGUUCUCUUUGAGCUCAUCACCGGUCGCCUCCCUGUCUUGGCCGAUGGCCAACAGCUCGUGCACUGGGUCACCCCUAGGUGUGAGGAGAAGCGGUGGGAGGAGCUCAUAGACCCGGACGUGCUGGCAGCACAAGCCGGCUCCACGCCCACUGGCUCUGCUGUUUUAGCUGCUGCUGCCGCCGCUGCUGCUGCUGCUGCUUCUGCUGCUGCUGGUGAGGGUUCGAGUGCAGAGGCUGCUGGCGCUUGCACCGGGUCUAGCAGCAUCAGCAGCACCAGCGCCAGCACCACCACGAGCAACAGCAGCAGCGGCAGCAGUAACAGCAACACCAGCAGCACAACAACCUGCAGCAGCGGCAGCGGUGGGAGUGGGAAUGCAGGGAGUGCAGUGAGGCAGAGACCUAUCAGCCCCUCUUUGAUCCGCUUUGCAGAGCUCGCCCACUCAUGCAUCCUCUUUGACCCGCUGUCCCGACCUUCCAUGGCACAAGUGGCGCAUGCGCUCCAUGCCAUCUACCUAGACAAGGACUACAGCUCACAACCAUCCGCAGCUCAAGUGAAGAGGUCGCAAUCCCAUUCACACCAGAACCAGCACCAGUCCCCACCCCAGGGCCACGCGGCCACUGGAGGAUCCCCCUCUUCCUCUUCUCGCUCCUCCCCCACUGCAUCGGAUGACGACGGCAGCAACCGUGGCGCAGCAGCAGCUAGUAGCAAGGGCCCUCAAGCCAACAGCCACAGCAGCAGCAAUAACCCUAGCAGUGGUAACCGCACCAACAGCAGCGGGGGUGGGCAUCCCCCGGAACCUGGUGCAGAAGGGAGUAGCGGUGGCGGUGGUGUUGUCUCUAGGCCUUAUGCUGGGGUUUUGCCGCCAAGCGAAGGAGGGAGUCGAGAGGAGAAGUUGGAGAUGGUGCGAAAGAUGCGACAACUGUUGCAGGAAGGGAACAAAGAGGAAUUGCGGUGGGAUUCCUGAUUCAUUACCGUGCAGCCUAGGUCAGUACGUGGAAUACGGUGCGGAGGCCUGGAGCUGUAUGUAGGAUAUUUGAAAUUGAAACCUAUAGCCGGCUCUCAUUUAGUGGGCAGCCACGAAGUAUCUAUAGAAAUAGGAAGGCAAUCAAGGUUGCACUAGUCAUUAUACUGCCCACUUGUAAUGUUAGAGGGCUUAUGCUGCUAUUUUCUGUGUUUCCCUACACCAUUAUUUCAUUUGUUAUCGCGGAUUUUG